GGUCAAUUUGACUCGCAGGACGACACGAGGGUUAAUGCUGCUCAUCUCGUCUCCUGGACCAAACAUACGCCCGCUCUGCUCUGAAUAAUAAGUUACCUGCGGUGAUGAAAGAGGCCUAAUUCAGCACGUCGCAGAGCCGUGAAUUCUGUUUGAGACGGAAUAGUUUGUCUCAACAGAGAGAAUUCAAAGACUGACACACUUUACCACAGCUUAGACCGAUCAAUAGCUGUAAACUGUGCGGCCGUUAGCGACGUGGAGGUGAGAUAAUGGUGUCUCCUUAUCAAUAACCCACUCAUUGAUCACCUCGUCGACCCUUGACCGCCUCGUUUCCCUCUUGAUGUACAGUACAGUACAUCUAAACCCACUUCCACUGUCUCCCGACGCCCUCGUGGCUAUAAUUGGCUCUGUUGGCCGAGCUGGAUAAUGCAUUAUAAAAGCUCCCGGCCCGGCUUAUCCUCUGACAGCGCUUACAGAAUCACACCUCCAUGUCUUUGCAACAUGUUCAGUACAUGCUGAGAGCCUUAGCAGAGCUCAGCUGACGCCCACAGACUGCUGGCAUCCUGCAUGAAAACGGAGAGGAGGAGGAGGAAGAAGAAGGAAGCGCUCCAGAAAGGAGGAAACUUCACCGGGAAGAGUCACAGGAUGAAGCCCAGAUGCCUCCUCUCCAGCGUGGACAGACUUCCCACCAUCAGUGAGCUGCAGGAGAGCGACGUGGAGGACGGAGAGCCCGACUGCUCCUCACAUACCAUGGAGGAGUACGUGGACUCCAUCAAGGAGCUCUCCCAGCCGGCCCUCUACCCGCUGCACGGGCCCCUCAGGGGUCACCGCCGCUGGACGCUGCGCUCGUGCACCACCGUCACACCUGGAUUUUUAAAUUCCCCGCGGACCUCUGUGGACCUAUCGGAUGUGUCGCUGACAUUAACUGAGCAUGCGAACUGUGACACGCCAUCACGGUUUAGGCAAAACCUGCUGGACAUGCUGGUGGCCCAGUCUCCGUUUGCAGGCCUGGUGUGAGCCUCGGCGAGGGUCUGCUCCCGGCCUGGUCGUCCCUACAGCUCAACGUUUCAUGGCUCAUUUAUGUGAGAAGAAACGGAGCUCUGCGCAAGUGAUGCGGUUCCCUUUGAAGUGCUAAAUGAAGGCAACACAUGAAACAAAAGAUGAAAAGAGAAGAAUAUCAAGGGCAGAACAAACAAAUGAGCCGAGACCGCCUGAGGAGUGAGCGAGCUAUGCGGCUGCAAAGGGCCCCUCGGCCACCAGGGGGCCCUCGAAGAAACAAACUGGAUUUCUCUGGGAUUAAAAUCUCGAUUAAAUUCUUAAAUCCAAUAAAUAAUGACUAAAUAUUUGGGCCCCCGGACAUUAAUUCAAAACAUAAACUCUCCUUCAACUAUAUAUCAUAAUUUAAAUACUUAAAGAUACAGUCCCUUAUUUUUGCUAUCAGACUCCUAUGAGGGCCCCAAACUAAGGAUGAUUUCAAUGCCUAAAUAAAACAAACAAAAAAUAAGUAGUUGUCCAGGGGCCUCGGCCUCCAGGGGCCCACUGACAUGAACUGAAAAUGUGAAAUCUCUUUAAGUUCUGGGUUCUAAUAUAAAUAUCCAAAGACACAACCCAAGACUUUUAUUUCUGGUUUCUGGAAUAAAUUCUCAAACAUAAACUCCCAGAUUUUUGUCAUCAGACUCUUCUUAGGACUUCAAACAAAGAAUAAUUUAAAAUGCCCAAAUAAAAACAAGUCAAAACUAGUUUGUUAUGGGCCCCUCAGCUGCCAGGGGCCCACUGAAAAGAAGUGAAAAUGUGAGCUCUAUUUAGAUUCUAAUUUUAGCAAGUUUUCCUUCAAGACGUGUGUUUUAAGCUCUUCUGUAGGAGUUUUAAAAUGGCAAAUUAAUAACGAAGUAAACACCUCGGGCCCCUUUGACGUGAACAGAUAAUGUGAACUCACUUUGGACUAAACAUUCAUUGAUACUUGAUGUCUUUGUUUUAUUAUAAAUCUAGCAUAAAAACGAGUUUGUUAUGACAAUAAAAAGCACUUUAAAUGUU
This is a messenger RNA of Amphiprion ocellaris (clown anemonefish), 2031 nucleotides long. RefSeq lists its product as uncharacterized. The record is from RefSeq and is a predicted model, not a curated record. Lineage: Eukaryota; Metazoa; Chordata; Actinopteri; Pomacentridae. The coding region runs from base 565 to 1014 and encodes 149 amino acids. The transcript is spliced from 2 exons.